This is a messenger RNA of Pundamilia nyererei, 1857 nucleotides long. RefSeq names its product golgin, rab6-interacting (gene gorab). Gene Ontology annotation, biological process: non-motile cilium assembly. The transcript has 5 exons. Bases 137 to 1162 code for a protein of 341 amino acids. The record is from RefSeq and is a predicted model, not a curated record. Lineage: Eukaryota; Metazoa; Chordata; Actinopteri; Cichliformes; Cichlidae.
GUCCUUGACGUGGCAUUAAUAAACAAAGAUGGCGGUGGCGUUUACACCUUCGUUGAACUUUACUCUGAAUUAAAAACUUUGUAGUCUUAAGUAAUUUGAGUAUUUCCUACAUGUGUCUCGUUAGGCGAGUUGCAAAAUGAGCGGUUGGGCCGGUUUUUCAGACGAGGAGCUGCGCAGGAUACAGCAAAAGGACUCUACUGUAUCUGCACCUCCAGUCCGGGGUCGAAAACCAGCUUCAGGUAACCGGAGUCGGCAGCAGUUGCAGCGAGAAAGAGCCCUGCAGUCAGCAGCCCAGAAAAACGUAGGAGCCGAGUCACUGGUUCUUUCACGCGAACAACAACUCACCAAACCGUCCCCGAGGGAAGAGCCUAAACCCACAGCCCCGGCGACAACACCCACUGUCAAACAAGAGGUGCAGCAGAAGCCCGCUAUAAUGAAGCACAAUGAAAACGACCAACCGACUACAGAAGAAGAAACCCCAGUGGUUAAAGAGCUGGAUAAGCAAGAGAUUGAAUUACGGGAAAAGACGCGUCUGGAGCAACUUCAGCAUGAGCAAAAAAUCAUCGAAGAGAGGAACAAACGCAAGAAAGCUCUGCUGGCAAAAACUAUCGCUGAGAAAUCCAAACAGACUCAGGAAGAGACUGUAAAGCUAAAGAGAAUCCAGAAAGAGCUGCAAGCCCUCGACGACAUGGUGUCUUGUGACAUUGGCAUCCUGAGAGGAAAGAUAGAGCAAGCCAGUUGGGACUACUCAGCUGCAAGAAAGCGUUAUGAGAGGGCAGAAGCUGAAUACGUGAUAGCCAAGCUGGACCUUCACAAGAAAACGGAGGUGAAGGAACAGCUGACGGAGCAUCUCUGCGCCAUCAUCCAGCAAAAUGAGCUGCGCAAAGCCCACAAGCUGGAGGAACUGAUGCAGCAGCUACAGCUUCAGGCUUCUGAAGAGGAGCUGGAGAGGCAAAAGGAAGAGGAGAGGAGAAACUUAGAGGUGCAGAAAGACGUGGAAAAGGAAAAUGGCUCUGUGGAGAGUCAGGAGGUAAAGGUGGAAUCAACUAAAAAUUGUGGACCUAAGGAGAAAGAGACUGUGAAGGAAGAGACUGGAGAUUCUGAGCAAGACUGUAAAACACUAGAAAACUGUCUUCAGAGUGAAUCUGUGGCUGUGUCGUGAGGCAAUCUUAAUCUGUUAUGUGCUCUAUAAAUAUCUGUUAUAUACUGAUGGGUGACAAAUUGUACAAAGAUGUUGUAUCAAGUGUCUGUAUCAAGGUGUUGACCAUCACAUGUGGGCAGAACAGCUGAUGAGAUUGUGGCGAUCACUGCCACACCUCAGUCUAAAAUGUAAUGACUGUUGAGGCCAGAGCACACGAGUCACAUCAUUGUUAUCAUCUAGUUAAACAUGGCAUUUGCAUCAAAUAACUUUGUACUGUAACUAUGACAGAAAAUUAUUCCCCACAGCAUAGUAUGCCUGUUUAAAAUCAAUACUUAUUUUAUUUUUUUAAAUUACAACUUUACACUGACAAGACAGACUGAUCGCUAGCAAAGCAUCGUUUCCAGAUCGACGAAGGGGAGGGAGAAAAAAGACACAAUACAAAGCGAAAAACACUUACAACAUGAUUCUCCAGCUGAUAAGUUUCCCAUGUUGGCAUCCUUGACAGCCUUGGUUAAUACAGAAGAAGCAUCGUUAUGUUUUGGGUUGUAUUUUUGUUUUAAAAAGUCGCAGCUCAUAGAAAGCUGUAUGUUACUAACACGAUUGGUUAGUCUGAAAAACUCAUGUAGCGAAAGCUCACAGAGAAAAUCUGGUCUGAUUUCUGGUGUUAUGUGUUUCACACAUUUUUUUUUAUUAUUAUUAUUUGUGAGGCUGCUUCU